This is a messenger RNA of Camponotus floridanus (Florida carpenter ant), 1135 nucleotides long. Its product is annotated as cilia- and flagella-associated protein 97. Bases 207 to 1034 code for a protein of 275 amino acids. The record is from RefSeq and is a predicted model, not a curated record. Lineage: Eukaryota; Metazoa; Arthropoda; Insecta; Hymenoptera; Formicidae. The transcript has 2 exons. Gene Ontology annotation, biological process: spermatogenesis.
AUUUUUUAUUCAAUAUAAUAUUCUCAUAAAACAUAAGAUACAACGAAAAUAUCAAGGAUCAUGUUUUAAUAAAUACAAAGUAAUAUAUACAACAUGUAUUUCAAUGAAAAUAUUUGUAUAUUUCACUUUACCGAUCACACUCGAAUCGAUUUAUUGAUAGAACUUGAAUUGGACAUAUAAACUCUUUUGUUUGCGGCUUGGUUGACAUGGUUACUGUUCAGCUUGAAUCACGUGAAUCAUGUUUUAUUUUGCAUGAAGAUCAUCAGCGGACCUCGAAUGAUCUUCAUGUUGCGAUGGCAAACCCGAAUGAGAUAAAUUCCAUCUGCGAAUGUCAAUAUACUGUCAAAGACGACAGUGCGAAUGACAUUUUCAACGCUCCUAACAUUCAUGAGAUUGACGAGGAGGACAGCGAGACCGAAGAAACAACAAUCUUGGAGCAGCCUAAUUCUUCUAUUCCAGUCAAAGAGGAUGAUCUCAUUACACAGGAGACCAAGGAUGUGUCCGACGACGAAUCAGCGUAUACAGACGAGUCCUUUUGCUCUGACGAGUCCUGCGACGAGUCCGAAGUCACCAACAUCGCGUCAAGAUCGCUGAAUCCUUCCUCUUUGCACGACAUCGCUAAUUUUCAACGCAGCCAGAGUUCGAAUGAGCAGGAUGCAGAUGUCAGCGAAUCAAUCUGGAAGGAUGAAUCAUAUUCGAUAAAUGAACCAUCUCGCGCGGCUACAGCGGAUAGAUUGAUCAGAUCGAAGAGAUGCAGACGGUGGAACAUGAGCUUCACUGACGAGGAGAUGCGUAAAAUCGAACGGGAAAACGAGCUGCUGCUGAGGAAGAUUAUGGCGCAGCAGAAACCUCGGCACAAGAUCCUCGGUGAACGCAGUGUUCAGCCUAGGAUCAGUAGUUCCGCGAUAAAUAGAAAGAAAUUGCAGAAGAGGAUAGAAGACGACAAUAUGUUGCUUCUCAAAAGGAUACAACAGGCCAAGUCGUGCGUUUUUGCGAAUGCAUCGAAAAUGGGUUGUAGAUUGACAUUUUUGUAGACAGCUUUUUUUUAUAAUUUAAAGAGUUUUAUAUCAUAUUUAGAAAUCGAAUCAAUCGCCUCUGCUAAUUAAUUUGAUAAAUUAAUAUUACAACUUUACAG